GUGACUGGUUGUUCGAAUGGAAAAUCAAGGUUAAAAUCAUCGCAUGUUUCCUGAGUGCAAAUGUAAUGAAUCUUUUGCAUUUUGAUUCUGGUGUUAGUGCAACCAUAAAACAAUGUCAUGGCUGGUUGAGGAACUUUUUAUGAAUGGUGUGGAGUAUAAUUAAUGAUGAAUCACUUUAUGGAGGUGACAUACAGCUAUUUUUAUUCGCUUUAUCAAUAUUUUAGAGCAACAUGGCCGAUAACGAUCAUCUAUGGUCAGAUUUAUAAGGAACUAUCAUCCACCACAAAGGAAGUUCUCAUACAAUGCAUUGCAAAAAUACAGGAUGAAUCAGCACAAGAGAAAGAUGUGAUUGCUUUGAUGAAAAAUUUACCAGAAGAUGAAGAUCUUUUGAGUGUUGUUGACAGAAAUAAUGGAUUUGAUGUUCUCCAGCAUUCUGUUAUUCGCAGCUACAAAGGGGUGGUGUAUAUGCUGCUUAGCAAGCGCUGCAAUCCAGAUCGAUAUCAUUGUACACCCCCAGUCCAUUUAGCAGCCUAUCUUGGAGAUGUUGAUCUUCUGAAACUUCUGCUACACUCAGGUGCUGGCUACACCAAAGCCUGUGGAAUGUGCUACCCAGAAUCACAUCUGCCGACUUCCUAUGCUAGUUCCUAUUUUGGAUUCACCCAUUCUCCAGUAUAUAAAUGUCACAAAGAAGAAAUCACUCCAAUUUUCUGUGCCAUAGUGAAAAACAAUGUAGAGUGCUUGAAAGUGUUGAUGGAAAAGAGCAUUUCCCUGAACAAAAGGCCUAGUCCCAUUUCUUUACUUUUACAAGCCUGUCAAGCCGGAGCUGCCGACAGUAUGAAAUAUUUUAUCCAAAAAUAUCCAGAAUGCAUUAACCAAUAUGGUCACAAUGGCGACACACCUUUGUUGACGGCUGUUCGAUGGGGUAGAGAAUGUGUAAAAAUCCUGGUGGAUAAUGGAGCAGAUGUACAUUUGAUCUCCAAGGGCAUUAGAGAAACUGCUUUACAUCGAUUGUACCGAGCCAGUAGUGAUGGCCUGUUCACGAUUUAUGACACAACUAAGUAUCUUCUAACGACAGGCAUCGAACAAGAUAUAAACUUUAUGACAUCAUUAGGUGAAUCGCCUCUACAUAUGUUGAUAUCGCAUGUUUCUUAUAUCGGUGGCAAUUUUGAAGAUCCAAGUCAGCAAAAUAAACGAAGCCAAGUCCAGAGUGAUUAUCAAGAACAGGUUGUCAAUACUUGUAGAGAAAUAUUGAAAUUUAAUGCAGAUCCGCAUCUUUUAAAUGCACAUGGGUUACAGCCUCUAAGCCGUAUGCUUCAUAUUGCACUAAAAUCCUGUAAUAAAACUCUCAAACCAACUUGUGUGCAGACAGCAAGUUUUGAUUAUGUUAUUGUUGAUUAUCGUAAUGAUUUUAACACCCUUCACAAAACCAUGUCUGUUUUGUUAGAAUACAAAGCUGAUGCUGGUUUUACAUGUUCCGAGGGACAUACCCCUCUUAUAUUAUUGUUACAAUGUCUUAUUUAUGAAGAUAUGAAAUUAUUGUGCCAACAGGCAGAAGACGUUUUGCAUUGUGUGGAAGUUCUAGUCGAAAAUGGUGCAAUUGUAAAUUUUGUUGCUGGUAAUGAUGUUACUUGUUCUACUAUAAUGGCUGCCAUUUGUAAGCGAUUCUUUACCCGUGAAACGGAUCUCGGUCAACCAAUUAGCGAAGAAACCAGAUUCAAGUUUGCUAACUUAGCAAAUGAUAUUCUGAUUGUGUUGUUUAAAUAUGGCCUUGACCCUAAUCAUGUAACAUCAAAGGUAUCUCAGUAUCCUAAGGGAGGCACAGGCAAUGCUUUGAUAGAAUUUGUUCGCUUAACAGAACAUGCUACUUCCCAAAAAGAUUUUUCCAUUAUUCUUAUGUGGCUUAAGACUUUAUUUGUGUGGGGUGCUAAUCCCAACAUUGAACCGUACCCGUCUGAACCUGUUAUUUUUCACUCUCAGAGUUCCAUAUUCUUAAAGAGACACAGUACCCAGCCUGUUAAUCAUUAUAUAACAGAAGUCAAAGAACGUGAGUCAUUGUUCUCAGAUGGGCAUGCUGAACAACUUCUUCUUUUGUUCUAUAAUACAAUGGAUCACAAAAUACUUUUUGAAUGUUUGAAUGUGACAAAAUCAAUGGUGCGCUUUCAUCUGUUUGAUGAUAACAGAAAGGACUUUCUGAGUUUAAUUAACAACUUGACUGAAAAUCCUCGAAGUUUGAGACAAAUGUCACGAAUUUCUAUCUAUCGAUCGUUAAACAUGAAGAUUGCAGCCAAUGUGGAUAUGCUCCCUUUACCUGGAGCUCUUCGACAAUAUAUGCUGGACCUCCAGUCUCCUUGAAAACAACUGAUUUUGACUCACCAAAUAUUUUGGUGUAUUCAUAUUGACAAUUUGAGCUUGAGUGAUUUAUUUUUGUGUUGAACCGUUUUUGUCUCCAUUUGAUUGACCUUACAGUGCUAACAAUUUGACUUGGCAAUAUGUAUAAAUAUGUUUUCUUUUAAGGGUAAACAAAGCUUUAAAUUAAAUACCAUAUUAUUGGAAGAAAAACUUUUCUUUGAAUCGUAUUGUAUUGUAAAACAUGUGUGGGAUAUUUUGUUGUAUUGCAAAAAUUAUUGAAGUGAUAAAAUUAUGAGUAAUAAUUUUAUCGCUGUGCAGAUUUGUGUAUUGUAUGUUGAUGAAUAAUGAAUGGUUUUAAUUCUUAUGAUUUAUAGAAUAAUGUGCAAUUUAUUAUUAUACAUCUAAACCUAUUUGGACUUUUGUAGUCCUUAUUGUUGACUGAAAUCUUUCUGCUUACAUACCUGUAGGUUAUAUCUGUCAAUGCAUUUAUUUUUUCAAAGCGGUAAAUUUAAUCAUAGUGCUAUGUGGUACAGCAGGUUCAAUCCAUAAGGAUUUAUCUAGAAUUAUUCUCAGUUAAAGUCGCUGACCGGCAUUUUAUUUUUGAUAAUAUGUUGAUAUUAUUUUUCCCUGCUUAAUCCCUAUUAAAAUGUAAUCUAGUUGAUUAUUUAACAUUUAUCAAUAUGGCUACUAGCUAGGAUUCAAUCAGAUAAAAAUAAAAGGCUUAUCAAAAUUUGUACUAAACACAAAUAUAGUAUACAUGGUAUGAAAUUUUCUAUUCAUGAUAUCUUUCUAUGAAUAUUGUAUGGAAUUGAUCUAAUUUUUGAUCACAGAUAUUAAUUUUAGAGAUUCAACUUUCACAAUAUUACAGUUUGCAAGGGAUUCAAAAUAAUUCAAAGGGUGAUCAGUGGCUUUACAACAUGUAUGUUAUUUAUAUUUAUGGAUGGAAUGAGAUACUUCAUUGAACAUACAACCUGUAUCAGGUUAAAUUUCUCUUAAACAAUGAUAUAUUAUGCUUUUUCCUGUACCUUGUUUUAACAGUAUUAUUUUAUUUGUCAAAGUACAAUUUUUGAUACUUUUCGAGUUUGAAAUUGUUUCUUUCAAUUUUGCAAAUUACCUUUUAAAUAUUAUGGAUGCACUAUGGAAUAUUGAUUUAUGAGUAUUUAAAUUAAAUUGAACGUGGAUUUCGACAUAUAUUGUCGUCAGUUGUCUGGACAGAGCACAUUGGCAUAGAGAGUCUGGCAAGGAACAGCAUCUAGGUGUGUACACAUUGGUUUGCACGUAAAAGAGCCAAUGACAGUUGGAAUUCAAAAUAAGUGUUUGUUGUAGCGCGGAUGUCCGGAAAAAAAUUACCCUUAUAGUACACUGCAUGACGUAUCCCGAGAUAGAGCUACUUUUCUAAUGAUUUCAAAUUUUAACACAAUUCGUCAGUUAUUCAAAGAGUUACUGUCCUUGUCCUAGAAACAAUGUCUUUGAAACACUUUUCAUCCUUUGGGAAUAAAACAUUGCAUACUUAUAAUCCUUGAAAUUUGAAAUAAGUGUGAAUUUUUUAACAUAUUUCGUAUAUUGGUUAAGACUAUCUUGAUAAUCUUUUCUAAGCAAAUUUUUUCUACCAAAUUUGAUAAAAUAUUGUAGGUAUGUGCUCGAAUAAGAACAUCAGCUGUUAUUUAUUGCCAA
Patella vulgata (common limpet) is the source of this 4023-nucleotide messenger RNA. RefSeq lists its product as uncharacterized. Gene Ontology annotation, molecular function: protein binding. The record is from RefSeq and is a predicted model, not a curated record. NCBI's taxonomy places the organism in Eukaryota, Metazoa, Mollusca, Gastropoda, Patellidae. Gene Ontology annotation, biological process: intracellular signal transduction. The coding region runs from base 163 to 2352 and encodes 729 amino acids. The transcript has 2 exons.